GUAAAAUUAUGGAUAUAAAAUAGCCAACAUUCCCGAAGCUUCGGUAGAACUUUGGUCGAAAUCAUCUGUAACUAAGCAAGCCAAGAACUCCUUCCAGGAUGAAGUUGAAAAAUAUCUUCUCGCUUGCCCUAAUCUCGACCUGUACGCAAGCAUGCGAGACGUUGCUACCCUGUCUGAAGGCUGGUCUCUCCAGUGCUGCCACCAUCUCAUUUAAAGACCAAUCAACAUUUCUUAACGAAAGUAUUCGAUAUGCAGCGCUAUAUCCCCCAUCCUUUUCUGCUGUGGUCAAAGUCGCUUCUGCGGAGGACAUUGCUGUGGCGAUCAAAUGUGCCGCCCGCACGAAUACAUCGUUCCUCGCCACAUCUGCUCGGCACGGCUUCUCGACUACCCUCACCAGCAUUCAAAACGGCCUAGAGAUUGACACUUCUUAUCUUAACAAAAUUCAAGUUGACGCUGACGCGAACGAGCUGAUCGUUGAAGGUGCUGUUAUUUUCCAGGAUGCCGUUGACGAUUUGUAUACGGCGGGAAAAGAGAUCUCCACUGGGUCAUGCUUCUGCGUUGGCUUUGUCGGUGCUACAUUGGGAGGUGGCGUGGGCAGGCUGUCGGGCGUCCACGGACUAAUGAUAGACUCGUUGCUUUCGGUUCGCAUCAUGCUUCCCAAUACCACCAUCGUCGAGGCUUCGACAGAUCAAAAUCCAGAGCUUUUCUGGGGUCUUCGCGGUGCUGGGUUUAAUUUUGGCGUUAUCCUUAAUGCAACAUACCGAAUCUACGACCAGACACCGCAAGGCCUUCACCUGAAUGCGGACUUUAAGUUUCCCAUCUCUCAGGCUGCGUCGUACUAUGGUAACUUGAGUGAGGUUGCGAAAGCCCAGCCUGCACCAUUGGCGAUUAUAACUUACUUUAACUUCGAUCCCGGGCUGAAUGAGACGGUUAUCACGGCCAAUGCGGUAUAUGCUGGUCCCGAAAGUGAAGGCCUUGCUGCAGUACAGUUCCUCGUUGAUCAGAACCCUAUUCAGAAGAAUCUUACCAUGGUUCCUUGGAACCAACUGCUCACGGCAAGCGCGUUCGGCGCAACCGGUCCUCCGUUGUGCAUCAAGGGCGACCGUCGCGCUCAAUGGGGUGUUGGUGUCGAGCGUUUGGAUGUGGAAACAUAUUCACAGGUGGCAGAAAAAUUUGUGGAGAUGAUUACUAAAUAUCCUGCCUCCAAAGGAUCCGUCGUCGAUAUGCAGCUGCUUCCCACUCAAGCAGUAGUCGCACAGCCGGAUGAUUCCACAGCCUAUCCGUGGCGGAACUUGAUUUCGCACAUAAACAUCCAGACGUUAUACACUGACAACACAACUGACGAUGAAACCACUGGUUAUCCCCGCCUCAUGCGCGACAUGCUGGCAAAGACGGCAGGUACCGACGAUCUACAAGUGUACGUGAGUUAUUCACACGGAGAUGAAAGCCUGGAAUCGUUGUUUGGUGCUCACAAACUUCCUCGGCUGGCGGCAUUGAAAAAGGAGAUUGAUCCGCAUGGAUUGUUCAACGCAUAUCAUCCACUACCCACCCAGUAUCCGUGAAACUCAAAACCAAGACAAACUUACUGUAUAUAUUAAAGCUCGUAUGCAGAGUCAGUAAGACAUCGUCGUUGCAAGGCGG
Molecule: messenger RNA, 1641 nt
Organism: Talaromyces proteolyticus
Lineage: Eukaryota; Fungi; Ascomycota; Eurotiomycetes; Eurotiales; Trichocomaceae
Exons: 5
Coding region: 99-1562 (487 amino acids)
Molecular function (GO): FAD binding; catalytic activity
Source: RefSeq, a predicted model, not a curated record